CAUGUCCUCGGGACCCGCUUACAACGAGGACAGGGGCUCCUCCCUGGGGGACCCUGAGUACGGACACGACCCGGCCAGCGGAGGCAUCUUCUCCAGCGACUACAAAAGACAUGAUGACCUGAAGGAGAUGCUGGACAGUAAUAAGGACUCUCUGAAGCUGGAGGCAAUGAAGAGGAUUGUAGCGAUGAUCGCCAGAGGAAAAAACGCCUCCGAACUUUUCCCGGCUGUGGUGAAGAAUGUUGCCUGCAAAAACAUUGAGGUGAAGAAAUUGGUUUAUGUUUAUCUGGUUCGAUACGCGGAGGAGCAGCAAGACCUGGCUUUACUUUCCAUCAGCACCUUCCAGAGAGGAUUAAAGGACCCGAACCAGCUGAUCCGAGCCAGUGCGCUCCGUGUGCUGUCCAGUAUCCGAGUCACCAUCAUCGUCCCCAUUAUGAUGCUGGCGAUUAAGGAGGCUGCAUCGGACAUGUCGCCUUAUGUCAGGAAGACAGCUGCACAUGCCAUCCCGAAGCUCUACAGUUUGGACCAGGAUCAGAAAGACCAGUUGAUCGAGGUGAUUGAGAAGCUGCUGGCUGACAAAACAACGUUGGUCGCAGGAAGUGUGGUGAUGGCCUUUGAAGAGGUUUGCCCGGAGAGGAUCGACCUAAUUCACAAGAACUAUCGCAAGCUCUGCAACCUCCUGAUUGACGUGGAGGAGUGGGGCCAGGUUGUGAUCAUCAACAUGCUGACACGCUACGCCCGCACCCAGUUCCUCAACCCCAACCAGAAUGAGUCUCUCACGGAGGAAAACCCGGAAAAGGCUUUCUAUGGAUCUGACGAGGAGGAAUCCAAGCAGAACGAGACGGACACAAUGGCGCUCUCCAAACGGAAACCAUACGUGAUGGACCCCGACCACCGUCUGCUGCUCCGCAACACCAAACCGCUUCUCCAGAGCAGGAACGCUGCGGUGGUGAUGGCCGUAGCACAACUUUACUUCCAUCUGGCCCCUAAAGCGGAGGUCGGUGUCAUAGCCAAGGCUCUCGUUCGCCUGCUCCGCAGUCACAGUGAGGUGCAGUUUGUUGUGCUGCAGAAUGUUGCCUCCAUGUCCAUCAAGCGGAGGGGAAUGUUCGAGCUCCAUUUGAAGAGUUUCUACAUCAGGUCCACAGACCCUACCCAGAUUAAAGUGUUGAAGUUGGAGGUCCUGACCAACCUGGCCAGUGAGACUAACAUAUCAACCAUUCUCCGCGAGUUCCAGACGUAUAUCAAAAGCCAGGACAAGGAUUUUGUGGCAGGCACUAUCCAGGCUAUUGGACGCUGUGCCACCAACAUCAAUGAGGUCCGUGAUACCUGCCUCAACGGAUUGGUUCAACUGCUGUCCAAUAGAGACGAGCUGGUGGUGGCAGAGUCUGUGGUCGUCAUUAAGAAGCUGCUGCAGAUGCAACCGUCACAACAUAGCGACAUCAUCAGACACAUGGCAAAGCUCAUCGAUAACAUCAUGGUUCCUAUGGCAAGAGCCAGCAUCCUUUGGCUUAUUGGAGAGUACUGUGAGCAUGUGCCCAAGAUCGCUCCCGAUGUGCUUCGGAAGAUGGCCAAGUCCUUCACCAACGAGGAAGACAUUGUUAAGCUUCAAAUCAUUAACCUGGCUGCCAAACUUUACCUCACCAAUUCCAAACAGACCAAACUGCUGACCCAGUACGUCCUUAACCUGGCCAAGUAUGACCAGAACUAUGACAUCCGAGACCGAGCCCGUUUCAUCCGGCAGCUCAUCGUUCCCACGGAGAAAAGUGGGGUGUUGAGCAAGUACGCCAAGAAGGUGUUCCUGGCGCAGAAGCCAGCCCCAGUCCUGGAGUCUUCCUUUAAAGAUCGGGAUCACUUCCAGCUCGGCUCACUGUCCCACCUGCUCAACAGCAAGGCCGGAGGUUACCAGGAGCUACCAGAUUGGCCUGAGUCUGCCCCUGACCCAUCAGUCCGCAAUGUGGAGGAGGAAGCACUCGCGGAAACGGAGGUGCGAAUCGGAUUGCUGGGAGACUGGAAAGAGGUUUCUGAAUGGACUAAGCCCAGCGGCAGAGAGAAGAGGAAGGAGAAAGUGGAGAAACCAUUCUAUUCUGACUCUGAGGCGGAGUCUGAACCUACAGAAUCAGCCGACAGCGAGUCCCCGACUGCCAGUGAGUCUGAAAGCAUGAGUGAAAUCGAAAGUGAGAGUGGCUCAGGGAGUGACGAAGAGAGCGAUGAGGAGACCAAAUUGGACAAUGAGAAGAAGAAGAAAGUGAGGAAGGAGAAGAGCAAGAAGCGAGAUGAGAGCGAGGACAGUGGGCAAAGUGAAGGUGAAGAGAAGACAGUGAAGAAACGGAAAGACAAGGAAGAAUUGAGUUCCUCGUCUUCCUCCUCCUCCGAUGAAAGCUCGUCUGAGAAAAGCUCGUCAGAGUCGGAGUCAGAGGAGGACUCUGAGUCGGACACGGGUAAAAAGAGCAGGAAGAAGUCUUCCACAACGAAACCACCUCCUAGGCCGCUCGAUGCUAAACAGAAGGAGAUCUCCCUCCUCGACCUGGAUGACUUCAGCUCACCCUCAACCUUCCAGACCAGCCCCUCACCGAACACAUUGUCUAAGAGCCUCAACCUGGAUCUACAGGGGCUAACGUUAACUGACACAACCCUACCAUCCGAGGGUCUCGGCCUUUGUCGUCUGUUUCAGGUGGCGAGCCCCUCGCUGGGGGGGGCGAAAACCUACGAGCUGCUGCACCGCCUGACGGGGGAGGGGCUGUCGGUGGAGUACUACUUCAACAGGCAGCUGUUCAGCCCGGAUCACACCAUGGUAUCUGUCCAGAUGCAGUUCACCAACAACUCUGAGACGGAAUUCAAAAACCUCCACAUCAGCGAGCCCAAACUCCAGCCGGGAAUGAGGAUGCAGGGAUUCAAGGAGAUUGCGAGUCUCCAGCCUGGUGAGGUCGUCGCCGAUACGCUGGGCAUCGACUUCUGCGAUUCCACGCAAGCGGCCAACUUCCAGCUAUGCUCCCAGACCAGGCAGUUUUAUAUGUCAAUCCAGCCACCGGUGGGGGAGCUAAUGAUGCCUGUCUUCAUGACUGAGAACACUUUUAAACAGGAACAAGGGAAACUGAUGGGAAUGAAUGAAAUUAAGGAGAAACUGACCCUCCCAGAGAAAUGCCGGAGCGACCAAGCAAUUGUCCAGCAGGUGAUGUCUACUGCUAACCUUGGGCGUGUGCCCUGUGGACUGGACAAUGAAUACAGGUUCGCUGCUCGAACAGUGAGUGGUGGCGCUUUGGUUCUCGUUACCCUGGUAACCAAAGAUGGCGGUGCUGCCCAACUGACAAUAAACUGUGAGAAGAUGGUGAUUGGCACGAUGAUGGUGAAAGACAUAAUGCAGGCACUGACCCAGUGAUGCAGCUCCGACGUCUCUCCUUCUCAUGGGGUUUGGAAGGGGGAAGCGGGAGGGGCUACCUCCUGGCUCUUGCAAUCCUCAAGCUGCUCAAGAAACCCCACCGAGCGCAGGAGAAUCAGCGCGACAGAAAGAAAACAGCAUCCACUUAGUUAGGAGGGGAACCUUCUCCAAUUUGGUUUGCCAACCCUCCAGGAUUGGCCUGGAGUCUCCAGGAAUUGAAGAUCAAUCUCCAGGACACUACUGUAUGCAACCCCGGAGAAAGAAAAUCAUCGGGACAUUAAGAAAAGUUGUUUUAUUGUCAUUUUCUUUGAACAUUUCUCUUUACCAGAUAUAAAAAAUAUGGAAAA
This is a messenger RNA of Carcharodon carcharias (great white shark), 3720 nucleotides long. RefSeq names its product AP-3 complex subunit beta-2. Lineage: Eukaryota; Metazoa; Chordata; Chondrichthyes; Lamniformes; Lamnidae. Gene Ontology annotation, cellular component: membrane coat; AP-3 adaptor complex. Gene Ontology annotation, biological process: vesicle-mediated transport; anterograde synaptic vesicle transport; intracellular protein transport. The transcript has 28 exons. The record is from RefSeq and is a predicted model, not a curated record. The coding region runs from base 2 to 3373 and encodes 1123 amino acids.